UCAAUCUCCUUUAUGGCUAUUAAAAAUACUGAAAACGUCAGUUAAUGUGGUGGUUCAAAGUCGGUACCCCUUAGCGACGAGGAAAAACUAUUCAAGGCACGCUCACAAAACAGGAUUUUGGUAGGAGUUAGGGAUUGUUUUCAAAAUUUCCGAACAGCUCCCCCAUCCUUUUUUUAUACGAAAGUUCCCCCGGGGUCUCCUUCCGCAUGAAGGCAUUGAUACAAUGUAUCUCGAAUUAGAUAUCAAUGAGUGCGCUAGUAACCCAUGUCUGAACGAUGGAACUUGCACUGACCGAGUGAAUGGAUUCACGUGCAGCUGUGUGCCGGGAUUCAGUGGAAAUAGAUGCGAAACAGAUAUCGAUGAGUGCGCCAGUAGUCCGUGUUUGAACAGUGGGACCUGUACUGACCAUGUUGCUCGAUACAGCUGCAACUGCAAACGAGGAUUUCUAGGAACGAAUUGUGAAGUAGACCCACUGUCCAUUACUGUUUGUGAAUCUCAAUCAGCGACCAUUAGUUGCAACAAUGGACGAAAGGUCGACGUUCUGGAAGCGAUGUACGGAAGGCAGAACAGUUACACUUGUGGUAACGAUGACCUUAGCUGUAGCAGUGCUAGUUCUUACUCUGUUGUAUAUAGUAAAUGCCAAGACAAAGCUAGCUGUUUUCUGCAAGCAUAUAAUAACAUAUUUGGAGAUCCAUGCGUUGGAUACGGCAAAUAUCUGUUUGUGAAGUACCAGUGUAUAGAGUAGGUAUGUAAAAAAAAUGCUGUUUGUGCAACAUGCUUAGGAACGUCCACUCUUUCCUCGCCUUCAACCUCGUACUUAAACAAUAGCCUUCAUUUAAUUUGGCGCAGAAAUAUGCUCGGAUAUUUUUCUGCGGACAUUAUCUGUUCCGAGAAGCGAACAUUGAGUUUUCCGAGAGCGCAGCUUUGAGAACGGAUAAUGUCCAAAGACAUAUCCGAGCAUAUUUUCGCGCCAAAUGGAGG
Messenger RNA from Orbicella faveolata, 981 nucleotides. RefSeq lists its product as uncharacterized. The record is from RefSeq and is a predicted model, not a curated record. Lineage: Eukaryota; Metazoa; Cnidaria; Anthozoa; Scleractinia; Merulinidae. Gene Ontology annotation, molecular function: calcium ion binding; carbohydrate binding. Gene Ontology annotation, biological process: establishment or maintenance of epithelial cell apical/basal polarity; heterophilic cell-cell adhesion. Gene Ontology annotation, cellular component: plasma membrane; protein-containing complex.